Messenger RNA from Calliphora vicina (urban bluebottle blowfly), 3105 nucleotides. RefSeq names its product papi (gene papi). Bases 506 to 2257 code for a protein of 583 amino acids. Lineage: Eukaryota; Metazoa; Arthropoda; Insecta; Diptera; Calliphoridae. Gene Ontology annotation, biological process: piRNA processing; spermatogenesis; P granule organization. Gene Ontology annotation, cellular component: P granule. The record is from RefSeq and is a predicted model, not a curated record. Gene Ontology annotation, molecular function: RNA binding. The transcript is spliced from 7 exons.
AAAAAAUAUUGAAAGUGUAUUUUUAUUCUAGUAUUCGAAAAUUUUAGCUCCUCUCUACUAAGGAGUAUACGUAAUCAAAAGUUUUAUUUGUCAUUGAUCGUACAGAAACAGUUUUACUUUUUAUAUAAUUUUCUUUAAAAAGCUAUAACGCGUUUCGGGAAAAUCCGCAAAGAAACCAAAAUACAAAUAAAUUAAGUAAAUCACUUUUGAGUGAUUUAAUUCUAAAUUAUUUACGAAAUUGUUUAAUUGUGUGGUGGUGUGUUUUUUUUUCCACAAAAAAGGCAUUUUUUUUAUUAUUUCAUUAUCAAGGUCGGCUUAUAAACCCCAAUGCCUGGUGUUGUGGUUUAAAUGAAAAGUGAAAAAUUAAUGCACUAAAUUAACGCGAAAUGUGUGCACGCACUUUGAAAAUAUAACAAUUAACAAAAAACGCUCUGAAAAUUUUGGAUUAGUUAAAUAUUUAUUGACUAUUACCUAAGCGUGAAAAUAAAAAUCAAAAUCUUUCAAAAUGUUUCGCAGCACAGCUCUCUCACAAACACCCACAUAUAAGCUAAUAUUGGGCUUUGGAUUAUGUACCCUUGGCGGAGCAAUGUUAUAUGCCUACUUUAAGACUCGUGAUGACGAUGAAGAGCAACAGCAGCAAAAUGACAAACCAGCAGCAAAAGUUAAACAGGUUGGCUCACCACAAAAGCAAGUGAAACAGGCACCAAAAGAAGUUAAAAUUGAAUUGAAAAUAGGAAAUGAACAUGUUCCUUUGUUGGCGGGCAGACAGGGUGCUAAUCUGAAGUCUAUAGAAGAUAAAACGUUAACUAAAAUACAUUUUCGAGAUAAAGAUGAUUCAAAUAAAAUUUGUGAAAUAACCGGUUAUCCCGACAAUGUUAAAGAAGCACGUUCAUUGCUUCUAAAAGAAAUUGAACGAGCGCCCAUUGUUAAAGAAGAAAUAUAUGUGCCCCAGAGUGUGUGCGGCAAGAUAAUGGGUCGCUGUGGUGAGGCAAUGCAAGAAAUCUGUCGCAUUUCCUUGGCAAAAGUUUCCAUCGAUUCUGGAGUACGUAGUGCCAAUACCAGACGUAUCACUAUCACCGGCAAUCGCCAACAAGUUAAUAUUGCUCGUAAACUCAUAGAGGAUAAAAUCGAAGAAGAUGAGAUGCUCAGAAAAGCCGUCGAAGAGACGGAACAAAAACGUGAGCCGCGUCGCUCGCCUACAAACAGUGUUAACUCUAGUAUGUAUUCAUCGCAAACAUCACUUAGCUCACAUUUGCCACCACGUGAGAAACUUUUGGCUGCCAAGAACGAUGAAAAACCCAUGGAAGUUUAUGUUUCUGCCAUUGCAUCACCAGCUAAAUUUUGGGUUCAAUUGAUUGGUCCUCAAACUAAGAAACUAGAUGAUUUGGUGGCAAAUAUGACAGACUAUUAUAGUGUGGCGGAUAAUCGCGCCAUGCACCAGAUACACGAACCCUAUUUGGGUCAAAUAGUUGCAACUGUUUUUAAACAUGACAAUAAAUGGUAUAGAGCUGAAGUUGUGGGCAUUUUACCCAAUCAAUACAAUCCAAAAGAAGUUGUAUUGGAUUUAUACUUUGUCGACUAUGGUGAUAGUGAAUAUGUGCUACCUCAUGAAAUUUUUGAAUUACGUACCGAUUUUCUAACUUUAAGAUUCCAAGCGGUUGAAUGUUUUUUGGCUAAUGUUAAAUCUACAUUACAAAAUGAUGCUGACACUUGGGAUCAACAAUCGAUUGAAGCAUUUGAAGAAUAUACUCAAGUGGCCCGUUGGAAGAAAUUAAUUGCGCGUGUUGUUACCUACAAAGAUCGCGUCAAAGCUGCUACGGGUAAUGCUGCAGCCCGUGAAGGUUCUCCCAUACCGGGUGUGGAAAUUUAUGAAAUACAAGAAGGCGUUGAAGUUAAUUUGGGACAUAUGAUGAUAACUCAUGGUUAUGCUUCUCCCGCAAGUGAUGAUUAUCCCCGUGUUAGAUCCCCACAACCACCACAAAGUCGUAGUAAUUCGAACGAUGCUUUAACAUCUUCAACUUCAUCGACGACACAACCACUUAAACCUCAAUCACCAACACCUUUAUCCCCGGUGACGCCAACCUCUUGCAAGCUAGACAAGCAUACAGAAGCAGAAAAUGCACUAAUUGAAGAGCAAUUACAGCACUUGAACAAAAAUAAUAAUUUGUACUUAAACGGCAAUGGUCACGUUAACAAUGCUUCCAUACAAAUAACGCCGGUUGAAUUGAUUAACCAGCAUCCCUACAAAUAUCUCUAAAUGGCAAUCAUCAACGAUAAGUUUUAUUAUUUAUUUAUUUGUGCUUUUGUUUAGAUUGUAAAGUAUUUUUUGUACUUUUAAAUGUAAAUAGUCCUCUUAUUUAAUUUUUAUAUAUACUAUAUAAUUUAUAUUACAAUAUAUGUAUUUGUUUUUAAUUUUAUAGAUUCCUAUAAAUAUAGGUACAUACAUAAAUAUGUAAUAAUAUUUUAAUCUGUAGGUUUUUGCUUUUAAACCAUUUUCAAAACUCUUAAAUAAUAGUUCAUUUUAAGUUUAAAAUUUUUCUUAGUUAUUGACAACAAAAAAAAUGUAAAAUUUUAAUGAAAUAUUUUUUUAAUUUAAUAUGAAAAUGGUAUAAAUUGAUUUGAAGCAGUUUUAUGCCAUAUAUGUUUUUUAAUGUUUUUUUUUUAUAUAUAUAAAUUAUAUUUUACUUUUGGGGUUUAUAUAUACAUGAAUACAUAUAAUUAACAAAUUUAAUUUUAUAUUUGAUUGACUUACUGUACUACAUACACUAUAUUAGUUUUGUGAUGUUCUAUUAUUAUUAUUUUGUUUGUAAAUAAUUUAUUAAGUUGUUUUUUUUUUUAAAAAAAUUGCCAUUUAUGUAUGUUCUUAUUAUUGAUAUAUACUUACAUAUAUAAACAUUAAAGAUGCUUUCAAACGAUAUUACUACUCUGCAGUAUCGUAUGAAAACAACUUAUUGUAAUACACAAAAAAUAUCGAUACUCACAAUGCAUAUCGGUUACAAUAACAUGAAAUACAAAAUAUGAAAACAUUUCAGUUUUAUCAUGUAUAUACAAGCAGAAAGUCAAUUAUUGCUUUCUAAAAAAAUAAAGUUUUUAAAACUAAAGAAA